GCCCCUCCCAGGCCCCACAAUGCACUGCGGGGUGCGUCACUCGGAGCGGUGGGUCCCAUGUCGACAGUUGCUGAUGGGGAGAGGAAAAAAUAGCCACUAUUCCGGUUCCCUAUGAGUUAACUGCUGCUGUCCAAAGGCAGGUGUAAUAUUUUCUGUGUAUUAAAGGUCUUCUCUGUUGGUUGAAAUGUCUAUGAUUUUAUCUGCCUCAGUCAUUCGUGUCAGAGAUGGACUGCCACUUUCUGCUUCUACUGAUUGUGAACAAAGCACAGGAAUGCAGGAGUGCAGAAAGUAUUUCAAAAUGCUCUCGAGGAAACUUGCUCAACUUCCUGAUAGAUGUACACUGAAAACUGGACAUUACAACAUUAAUUUUAUUAGCUCUCUGGGAGUGAGCUACAUGAUGUUGUGCACUGACAAUUACCCAAAUGUUCUCGCCUUCUCUUUCCUGGAUGAGCUUCAGAAGGAGUUCAUUACUACUUAUAACAUGAUGAAGACAAAUACUGCUGUCAGACCAUACUGUUUCAUUGAAUUUGAUAACUUCAUUCAGAGGACCAAGCAGCGAUAUAAUAAUCCCAGAUCUCUUUCAACAAAGAUAAAUCUUUCUGACAUGCAGACGGAAAUCAAGCUGAGACCUCCUUAUCAAAUUUCCAUGUGCGAACUGGGGUCAGCCAAUGGAGUCACAUCAGCAUUUUCUGUUGACUAUAAAGGUGCUGGUAAGAUUUCUUCUGCUCACCAGCGACUGGAACCAGCAACUCUGUCAGGGAUUGUAGGAUUUAUCCUUAGUCUUUUAUGUGGAGCUCUGAAUUUAAUUCGAGGCUUUCAUGCUAUAGAAAGUCUCCUGCAGAGUGAUGGUGAUGAUUUUAAUUACAUCAUUGCAUUUUUCCUUGGAACAGCAGCCUGCCUUUACCAGUGUUAUUUACUUGUCUACUACACCGGCUGGAGGAAUGUCAAAUCUUUUUUGACUUUUGGCUUAAUCUGUCUAUGCAACAUGUAUCUCUAUGAACUGCGCAACCUCUGGCAGCUUUUCUUUCAUGUGACUGUGGGAGCAUUUGUUACACUACAGAUCUGGCUAAGGCAAGCCCAGGGCAAGGCUCCCGAUUAUGAUGUCUGACACCAUCCUUCAGAUCUAUUGCCUUGGCUUCAGGGGGAAAAGGAGGGAACAUAUCAUAACUGCCACUGUGAUGAAGAAGCUGUUCCCCACAGAGGAGAAGCUCUGCUUUCUUUCUCUCCAACUUUCCUUUUUUAAAAUCAGCAUGGCGUGCCUGUGAGCAUGGAAGACCUUCUAGGAAAAGUCCUCUCAGAAGAAUGUUGGCCAUGAGGUUAUCAUUCAGAGGAGAAGAUUUCUCUCUUCAAGGCUGUAACAGUGGAAGAACAGUCGUAUGCCAUUGGCCAGCCGUCCUGAAUCCUUCCUGAAGAGUUCAGAAAAUAGAUGUGGUAUUGCUCUGAGGACCAGGCAGGAGGAACUCUACAAUCUGAGUUUGCCUUUGUGAGGCAUUAGUGUAGACCAAAUAAAAAGCUGCAGAAAUUGGAAAGUUUAUGUUUUAAAUAAAUGACUGUGAUAAAUAGCAGAUUUUACAUUGUUGCAAUGUGCAAAUAUUUUCUUUGCUUUGAAAUAUUUUGAUAUUUAUCUGGUAUCAAUAUAGACAUCAGAUUUGCACAUUUAUGGUACUAAGAGUUUAUAAAGUCCAAGAUGGUGUGAAAUUGGUUCUUUUUACUUUUAUAUUUUUGCUUGAAUCUUAACUCUGGAAAUCACCUGAUGUAGAAGAAGGCUGUGAUGAGCUCGUCUCUGGAACAUCACAAGUAUUGAAAAUACAGUAAUGGAUGUUUCCUUUCUAAUCCACGUUUAUUGUUUCUUUUGAAAUCACGUCUAAAAACUAUGACUCAUUAGACUAUAGCCGUUGUUUCCCAAACUUCAGUCUCUUGAGUACUACUUGUAUUAUUUUCUUAAUAUUUAUCUUUUAAAUUUUGAAGUUUUUUUAAAAAACGAAUCCUGCUACAAGUGGAAAACCAGUAUCAGUUUGCCGUAAAUAAAAGGUAACCACAAAAUAAAUAAGACGAACACAAAGAAUGUUUUUCAGUUCUGGCUAGAAACUAAUGCCUAGAAAGGCUCCGAAUCUUAGGCUCGCUCUUUGUGGCAGUGAGGGAGAUGUUACCAGCACCAGCAUGAGGCACUGUCUCUGGAAUAGUCAGAGGAUGAAAGGAAACUGUAAAGGGAAUGACAUUCUCACUGUGAUUCAGCAUUAUUCUGUGUUGUGCACCACUUAAAGACAUCUUGUGUGCCACCAGUGGCGUGGGUCCUGCACUAUGGAAAUGCUUGACUGUACUAAGAAUCAGAAGGUAGCUUUCCUAGCAACUCAUUAUUUUAUGGCUUUGAGGAAUUAAGCCCCUAGUAUCUGAGAUAACUUACUUGCUUUUUGAUAACGUUCUAAAGAUUGUUUAAGCAGUUAUGAAUUAAUAAUAUAGGAAGCACAGUUUGAUUCCAUUAGCAAAAUCUAUAACUCUCAUGGUUUUGGAAGUCAUCUUCAUGAGUGAUUUUCCUUUGUUUUUUAAAGAAAAUAUUUCAAACAAGGAAUUUAAAGGAUGCUGAAAUUGGAUAUCAUCCAGAAAAACAGAUCCCAUUACAUUGUAAUUGUUGUUACUGGGCAUAUUUAUUAAGUAGAAGAAAUAGUCCAGAGGGUAAAGUUAGUGAACUGUCUUGUUUGCGUGAACCAGUAUUUGUGGAUAUGUCUAGUACUGUAAAAUCUUGCUUAACUAGAACCUUAGUCUGCACCCUCCUUUUAGGAGAAUGAGGUAAAAGAAGACAGUAAGCUUAUGAUAUCAGGGAUUCAUGUAAAACAGGAAACUAUAGUUUGCCCCAGUUUUCUGCUCUAACAAAACUAUGCAUAUUCUGAGAGAUACCCCAAGGCAUCACAAUAUCCUGAAUCAUCAGAACACCAUUGAAUUGUGUUGGGCAUUUUGUAGCCAGGAAAGUGAAGUGGUUCAAUUUAGAAAGGUUUUCAAGUCAGGCACGGUGGCUCACGCCUGUAAUCCCAGCACGCUGGGAGGCUGAGGCAGGCAGAUCACAGGAGUCUGGGAGUUUGAGAACCAGCCCGGCCAACAUGGUGAAACCUCAUCUCUACUAAAAAUACAAAAAUUAACUGGGCACGGUGGCGCAUCCCUUUAGUCCCAGCUACUUGGGAGGCUGAGGCAGGAGAAUCGCUUGAACCCAGGAGGUAGAGGUUGCAGCGAGCCAAGAUCAUGCCACUGCACUCCAGCCUGGCCAACAGAGCGAAACUCUGUCUCAAAAAAAAAGGUUUUCUAAACUAAGGUUAAAACAGAGUUUUCUUGUAAAUAGGGAAGUUGGAGAUUCUGGUUAAUUGAGAUUUGGCUCUGUAUUGACAUAGCUCACACUGGUUUGGUUGAGGAACUACCUGCUUGUCAUUGAAUUGACCAGUUACAAUGUUUGGUAUUCACAUACAUUCAGCAAGAACACUUGAAAACUCCUCACCAACUAUUUUUAAAGGCUUACUUUGUUUUUGUUUUUUCACUGGCUAUUUUGAAUAAGAGGAUGUUUACAUCUUAAUGUAAAAAAAUGAAAACAGGUAUAAAUGUUUUAUGUAUA
This is a messenger RNA of Piliocolobus tephrosceles (Ugandan red Colobus), 3598 nucleotides long. RefSeq names its product SEC22 homolog A, vesicle trafficking protein (gene SEC22A). Gene Ontology annotation, biological process: endoplasmic reticulum to Golgi vesicle-mediated transport. Lineage: Eukaryota; Metazoa; Chordata; Mammalia; Primates; Cercopithecidae. Bases 185 to 1108 code for a protein of 307 amino acids. The transcript is spliced from 8 exons. The record is from RefSeq and is a predicted model, not a curated record.